Messenger RNA from Nicotiana tabacum (common tobacco), 1233 nucleotides. Lineage: Eukaryota; Viridiplantae; Streptophyta; Magnoliopsida; Solanales; Solanaceae. The record is from RefSeq and is a predicted model, not a curated record.
AUGGCCUCAAAGAGUCAUCUACCUAUCGUUGAGUCCGAGGAUAGCCCUACAUCGGUUAUCCCACAAUCAAAGUCAGUAACUGCUGAGGAGAAUAGAAGGCUAAAAUGCCGCAUGCUAGAAAUGCAGGAUGCAUGGUCCAAUGGCAGGGAGCCACCCAGUACUAUCCCUGGCUUCCCCGAGUUAAUCCCGAGGACAGGAGGAACUACCAAUGUCUCGAUCUCAGUACCCAACCCAUUCAUGCCAUUCGGGUUCCCCACCAUGAUAACAAACUUCACUGGAAUGCCUUCUGAGGUUCGGCCCCAGGCACCAUCUUCAGGAAUGCCAUCUACUAUGUUCACUGCACCACCAUCCGCUAGCAUGGCACAGCCAACUUUGCCUCGGCAAAGCUUUGAACCAUCAACCUUCACUUUCCAAGCUCGCCAGUUCCAAUUGGACGUCGAUCGGACACCAAAGAUUGAAAGAUAUGACGGGCAUGGAGACCCGAUUGCCCACUUGAAGAGAUACUAUAACCAGCUGAGAGGACCCGAUGGAAAAGAGGAGUUGUUAUUGGCCUACUUUGGAGAAAGCCUCACCGGAAUUGCUUCUGAAUGGUAUAUAGACCAAGACAUCUCCCGUUGGCACAUAUGGGAUGACCUAGCCCAAGAUUUUGUAAGACAGUUCCAAUACAAUGUGGACAUAGCUCCAGACAGAAAUUCUUUAUCCAACCUCAAAAAGAAGGCAUCAGAAAGCUUUCGAGAAUACUCUAUCAAAUGGCGUGAACAAGCGGCCAGGGUAAAACCCCUGAUGGAUGAAGCCGAGAUGGUCAGUGUCUUCUUACUGGCCCAAGAGGCCGAUUAUUUUCAAAAUAUGAUGUCUGCAAUGGGCAAACCAUUCGCGGAGGCCAUCAAGAUUGGUGAAAUGGUAGAAAACGGCUUGAAAACAGGCCGCAUUUUAAGUCAAUCAGCUCAAAGAGCCACUUCCCAAGCCAUUCAGAGCGGCUCGGAAGGUUUAGCCAGCCGGAAAAAGAAAGAAGAGGGAGCCAUAAUGGCUUCAUGCUUAAGAAGUUCUCGACGGUCCCGGGAUUAUUCUGUCCAACCUUCCAGGGCCCCGCAAUAUUAUUACCCUCACCAGGACGCAGCCUAUGCUAUGGCCCCUCAUCCUUAUGUAGUAAUGAAUGCUCAACCAUAUACUCGGCCACAUCAACAUUACAAUAAGAAAAAAGCUCCACUUUCAAGAAAUAACCCUCCUCACUAA